CUCCGCGCAUGUGCAGCGGAACCUGACCUUCCAGUGCAGCUGCCUGCGAAGGCUGCGCACACCGAGCGGACUCCAACACGACAGGUUUCAGGAUCGGCGCUGGACACCAUGAACCCUCCGUAAAUGGGUUUAUCCCCACCUCGGUCGUUACUCUCGUCGCUCACGUUUCCCUCGGCCGGUUGUUGUGGAUGGAUCACGGUGUUCACGCCUCACCGAGAAGCCUCACUACGCCCAGUCAGCAGCAGCAGCAGCGGCAGCCAUAGCUGGGUCCUCGACGCUGGAGAAUCCUGUAAUCUUGCCCCACAAUGGCGGUCUUCAGUCACCAGGUGAUCGUGGCAGUCACUAGAUCAAGGGGAUCAUAUUUGUUGUCCAAGAGGAACAGCUGCUCCUCUCUGUCUUCCAAAGCUUAUCUCCACAUAGACCCUCCUCGCCACCUCUUGUCCUCAUCCCCACUCAGGCAUUCCCGCUAUGGCUACCCCCACUGUUACCGAGGCCACGCCCUCGGACGCGGCCACAGCUCCGCCCUGCUCGCCCGCUCGCUACACAGCUCAGGUUUUUGGCUCCAGGAUAUAAAACAGGAGGACACUAAGGCCCCAUUAGCUGCUGACCAGGAUGCUUCUUCUGGGACGAAAAAGGACCCUGUGUCCACUGCUCCCCAGACUCAGCCCCCAUCAGCUCCCACUCCAGCAUCCACCACCGCCACCACAGCAGCCACUGCUCCUCCCGUGCAGGAGAAGGCGGUCGCGAAAAAGUCUCUGUAUCAGAGGAUUGUGGAUGAGAUGAAGCAUUACUACAAUGGCUUCCGGUUACUUGGGAUUGACAUUAACAUAGCAGGGACGAUGGUGUGGAGUCUGUUACAUGGACAACUGCUCUCACGCAGGGAGAGGAGAAGGCUGUUGAGGACCUGUGCUGACCUGUUCCGUCUGGUGCCAUUCAUUUUGUUUAUCAUCGUUCCUUUCAUGGAGUUUCUUCUGCCCGUAUUCCUUAAACUCUUCCCAGAGAUGUUGCCCUCCACCUUUGAGACGGAAUCCAAAAAGGAGGAGAAGCAGAAGAAGGGUCUGGCUGCGAAGCUCGAACUGGCCAAGUUUCUCCAAGAGACCAUCGCUGAGAUGGCCCGAAGAAACAAGGCUAAAGCUCAGACAGAUGAUGAAACCCAGCGCUUCUCCACAUACGUUCAAAAGGUCCGAGGCACAGGCGAGCAGCCCACCACGAAGGACAUUGUCCGGUUUUCGAAGCUGUUUGAGGACGAACUGACGCUGGAGCACCUGGAGCGCCCCCAGCUGGUGGCUCUGUGCAAACUGCUGGAGCUGCAGCCCAUCGGCACCAACAACUUGCUGCGUUUUCAGCUGAUGAUGCAGCUCAGGACCAUCAAAGCAGACGAUGAGAUGAUUGCAGCAGAAGGCGUGCCAGCUAUGAGUGUGUCAGAACUACAGGCAGCGUGUCGUAGUCGUGGGAUGAGGUCUCUGGGUCUCACCACCGAUCAGCUACGUCUGCAGAUUCAGCAGUGGCUGGACCUGCACCUGAAGGAGAACGUUCCUCCGUCACUGCUGCUGCUCUCCAGAGCCAUGUACCUGACUGACCUCAAACCAAAACCCCCCGUCAUCCCACCUGUUCCUAAACUAGAGAAAGCUACUCCUGCUCCUGUGGAGAUCACAGGAACAAGCUCAGCCUCAGUCAGUGCGGACAUGUUGGCCGACCCUGCUCUCAUCAUCAAAGACAGAUCGGUGGAGGAGUUGAGGGACAAGGCUCCUGUGGUCUCAGACAAACCACUGACCGCUGCUGAAGUCCUUCAGGCUAAAGCAGCGACAGAGGUGUCCCAGAAGAGCAAGAUGAGUGCCAACGGUGUGUAAAGAGGAGCGGGAGCCUCAGGACUGAAGGAGAGAUGGACUUGCUCAGACCGGUGUCCUCAGGGAGGGGGAGUGAUGGUGCCAUUAACAGUUUAUAUUUCAGCAGACCUCAAUUAAUUUAAAGCUCCUCUGUAAAAUACCUCUCAUUCAAGCGUCUCUGACAAACAGCAGAUGAAACAACUCAUCCAGGAGUCACAUUGGCUUCUCAUCACUCUCACUGUUAACACCAGGAAAGAUCUGCUUCGCCUCAGCAGCGGCUUCUUCAUACCCUCAACCAUCUAUUUUCACGUUUGUGCAGUCCGUUCUCCGUCACUGUCCAUUAGAGACAAACCAGCCGGAAAUUUCACUGGACUCAGCCCACUGAUGUUAUGAGUUUGUUUGACUUAAUGUCCAAGGAGGAAUGUUCAAACUGCCCAUGGCUGAUCCUGGUCAGUUGUCUUGUUUGAUUGUGUCUCCUUGGGGUCUAGUGGGUCUCCUCUUCAUCCUCUUCUUCCUCCUCCUCCUGUAAAUUUGUAAAUAUCUUGUAUAUUUCCCCCGUCUUACAUUGCAGCAGCUGCAGCUUUGUACAGUUUGCUAUGAAAAGGCCUAAUGUCUCUUCAAAAUGUUUGGACAGUUUUUCUUUUAGCCGUUUUACUUUGUUUUUAUUUGCAAUUUUAACUCCUGUUCAGGACGAAAGAGAAGUUACCCGGGUUCUGCUGGACAUUUCGGUUUAGUAGCUGUGUCCCAACGUCAUGCUGAAGUAGACGCUAAAAGACGGCACAUUCUGAACCUGCAACUGUUCAGGCAGAAUGUCAUAAUCUCAUUUAGUCAGCAGGUGGAGCAGCUGAUGCAGACUGGCCCUGCCUCUGAACAUAGUGUAGUUUCUUGCUGCUUUAAUUAGCAAAUGAAGACAGGGAUGUUAUAAAUAGAGGUGUCACUCCUUGAACUCAGAGGUGACUGUGGUAAAGUGAAGUCUGCUCCCACUGAUAAACCACUGAACGGACAAUCUGUCAAAAAAAAAACAAAUAAUGACACGUUUUAUUUGCAUAUAUGGAUUGUGUUUUUAAUGUUAUGAUGCUAAGAUUUCUCUAAUCUAAAAAGAGUAAAUGCUUGAUGUUAUCCAUAAAGAUAAACUACUAACGUGGGGGAGAAGCUCAAACCCUGAAGCCACACAUGAGAUUGUUAUUUUUGUUGUUGUGGCACUAAAAGAGUUCAAUGUGUAGCAUUAUGACUGAUUCACCCGACUGUCCUCCUUCUUUAAGCUGUAAUAAUACACUAUAUGACCCUACAGGAUUUUUUGGAAGGUUUACCGCAUAGAUGUGUACUGUACAGAAACAGUUAUGUGUGUGUUUGUAACCCACUCAUUCCCCUUCAUACAUCUGACAUCGGAGAAACUCAUUUCGUCGCAGCUCGAUGAAAGUUUGUGUCUCCACCAUUUUUGCUCAUUGCUAUUUAUCCAUAGGCACCUCCCACAGGUGGAGGCCAUAAAUAAAAGGAUCCUUCUUAAGCACACUGAUGGCAAAUGAAGAUUAAAAUAAUUGGUUUUACAUAUGUGCCUAAGGUUAAAGGGCGAUUGGGCUCGUGUUUGCAUUUUUCAUCAAAGAACCGAUUCUCUCUUAUUUUGUCAGUUUGCACUUUGAUCAUUCGCCUCAGUGAGUUUAAAAGCGCCCUGUUGCACAUUUUUUUCUUGAGUGGAAUGUCUCCUUUUCCCAUUUGACCCAAUUUUCAAUCCAAAUCCAAAUUAUUUCCUUAUAAUCGCCAGUGUUGAUGCUGAUGGAAAAACAUUUUCAGUCAGAUCUCCACUCGUGGUGUGAAGGAGAUCAAGAAAAUAAAUUUUAAAAAAUGACGAGUUGCUUUAUCUUUGUGUUUUCUGGAUUCUGAUUACUCCCGAGGAUUCUAGUGGAUGUGAACUGAUUCAUGCAGCUUUUAUAGCAGUUUUCUUUAGAAACAAAUGGUGCUUUUUAAAGGGUGACUUAACACCAGGCUGAAAAGCAGGGUUUUUUCCCCUUUACUUCUUCUGGUUGAAAGUUUCAGCUCAGUUUAACUUCUGACCACAGCCAUCAGCACUCAGUGCAUUUGACAUCCAUCUGGUUUUUAAUUGUGGUCAUAAAAACAAACCUGUAAGUAAACCAGUGAAGUCCCUGUGAUCUAAAGGUGAGAAAAACCUGGAUUUUCAGCAGGUGUUGAGUUAUUCUGAAACUGCACAUGUCACCGACCGGUUGAGAAAGACGUCUCAUGUUGUUGAUCUGGAAGGUUUCCUGAUUUCUUUGAUGGCUGCAGUACUGUGUACUGCCUGAUUAAAAGAUUGUGCUGCAAUGACGCAAA
Messenger RNA from Hippoglossus stenolepis (Pacific halibut), 4151 nucleotides. It is a transcript of the gene letm2, whose product is annotated as leucine zipper-EF-hand containing transmembrane protein 2. Bases 306 to 1850 code for a protein of 514 amino acids. Gene Ontology annotation, molecular function: ribosome binding. NCBI's taxonomy places the organism in Eukaryota, Metazoa, Chordata, Actinopteri, Pleuronectiformes, Pleuronectidae. Gene Ontology annotation, biological process: intracellular monoatomic cation homeostasis. The record is from RefSeq and is a predicted model, not a curated record. Gene Ontology annotation, cellular component: mitochondrial inner membrane. The transcript is spliced from 11 exons.